Tetranychus urticae (two-spotted spider mite) is the source of this 1805-nucleotide messenger RNA. RefSeq names its product nuclear protein localization 4 (gene Npl4). Gene Ontology annotation, cellular component: nucleus. NCBI's taxonomy places the organism in Eukaryota, Metazoa, Arthropoda, Arachnida, Trombidiformes, Tetranychidae. Gene Ontology annotation, molecular function: ubiquitin binding; ubiquitin protein ligase binding. Gene Ontology annotation, biological process: ubiquitin-dependent protein catabolic process. The record is from RefSeq and is a predicted model, not a curated record.
UUGUUGUGAACAGACUUUGUUGCCAUAUUUAUCCUGAACUCUAUUGAACCAAAAUAUUAAAGGGAUCUUAAGUAACUAACUAGUGUAUUUUGUUUGUUUUUUUUAAACCAGUGAUGGAUUUCAAAAAAUAUCAUGGUAAUAAUUUCACAGAAGAUAGUGUUGAUAUACAACUGUGGACUGAUAAAGGUCUUAUUGAACGUGGAAAGGAUAGACUUUGUCGCCACGGUCCUAAAGCUAAAUGUGUCCAUUGUACUCCAUUAGAGCCUUAUGAUGAGGCUUACAUGAAGGAACAUAACAUUAAACAUAUGUCUUUUCACUCGUAUUUGAGAAAAAUGACGGCUGGAGUUGACAGGGGUAAAUUUGCCGCUCUAGAUAAUAUUAGUUGUAAAAUAAAGGAAGGCUGCAAGGAUCAUUCUCCUUGGCCUGCUGGUAUUUGUACCAAAUGUCAACCAAGCGCCAUUACUUUGACUCGUCAAGAUUAUCGACAUGUAGAUAACAUAGUGUUUGAAAAUGCUAAAAUUGUUGAACGUUUUCUCGAUUAUUGGCGUUUUACUGGUCAUCAAAGGAUAGGAUUUCUUUAUGGAUAUUAUGAAGUACAUAAAGACUUACCUUUAGGUAUAAAAACAACGGUGGUUGCAAUAUACGAGCCUCCUCAAGAAACUGGUCGUGAUUUUGUUAAACUAAACUGGCCUGAACCGAAUCAAACUGAAGUUGAUUCCAUAGCAAAAAAGUUAAAUUUGCAACGAGUAGGCUGGAUUUUUACUGAUCUCAUCCCUGAUGAUGUGACUAAAGGAACUGUCAAGCAUUUACGCUCAGCAGACUCUUAUUUUCUUAGUGCUCAAGAGUGCAUUCUGGCCGGACACUUUCAAAAUGUUUAUCCCAAUGCAUGUAGACUUUCAACUCAAGGCUACUUCGGGUCAAAAUUUGUCACUGUUUGUGUUACUGGAGACAAAGACAAUCAAAUUCAUAUGGAAGGUUAUCAAGUUUCCAAUCAAUGUAUGGCGCUAGUUAAUGAUAACUGCCUUUUACCUACAAGAGAUGCUCCAGAAUUGGCCUUUGUUCGUGAAACAACAAAAGAUCAGUAUGUACCUGACGUAUUUUACACAGAAAAGGAUAAAUUUGGCAAUGAAAUAAAAAAGGUUGCUCGAACCUUACCAGUCGAAUAUCUCUUAGUUGAUGUCCCAGUUUCAGCACCAGUUGAGCCCAAGUUUACUUUCAACUGUACUAAGGACAAAAACCCUUUCCCUAUUGAAAAUAGAUCAAUUCAAGGUCACAUUCAAGAUUUUCAAACUUUAACGAAUUACUUGAGCCAGUUUACGAAGGCACAAUUUUUAUUAGCUGCUCAAGAUUUCCAUUUUAUAUUAUAUAUUGCAACUAUGGAUAUGCUGCCAUUAAAAGGAUCCAUUGACCCUCUUCUUGAAGCAAUUAACAGUAAAAACAGCCAAGCUGCUAUUGAAUGGACAAACAAUGAUGAAUGGCAAACCGUAGAACAACUCAUAGCUGCUCAAAGUUCAUCGGCAUCCUCACAGCCUUCAUCGAGUAGUAAUGUUUCAAGACAAGAAGCUUCUGCGGGUAAUGGUAAUGAUGAUAUAACAAUUGUCUGGUCUUGUUCAUUUUGUACUUUCGAGAAUCCAAAUGGAUCUGGUAGCUGCGAAAUGUGUGGCUUACCCAGGCAUUCUGGUUAACAUUAAUUAACUUGAAGCUAUUUUGCUAUUCUCAAUUCUCCUUUUUUUGUAAUGAAAGCAAAAAAUUCAAAAUUGAUAGAAGAAAAGAAAUGACAAAUUCGUUUAUGUUGUAAAUACUUA